Coregonus clupeaformis (lake whitefish) is the source of this 4317-nucleotide messenger RNA. RefSeq names its product kinesin-like protein KIF20B. Gene Ontology annotation, biological process: microtubule-based movement; mitotic spindle assembly. Bases 74 to 2722 code for a protein of 882 amino acids. Lineage: Eukaryota; Metazoa; Chordata; Actinopteri; Salmoniformes; Salmonidae. Gene Ontology annotation, cellular component: nucleus; spindle microtubule. Gene Ontology annotation, molecular function: plus-end-directed microtubule motor activity; ATP binding; microtubule binding. The record is from RefSeq and is a predicted model, not a curated record. The transcript has 20 exons.
UCGAAUUUAAAAAUAAAACCACGACAGUUUGGGAUGAAGAAGGAAUUUUGCUGCAAUCAAUGUUUUGGGAAUCAUGUUUGUGACGAUGAUGGAGUCAUGUUUUAACAAUAAAUUGGAAAGCGUGGAGAGGGAAGUUAACUUCGACGACUUGAAGAAAGACCUUUCUUCUGAGUUUCUCUCCAUAGACUCCCAGGAGUCUUGCCUAGAAGAGCAUGAACACUUGCAGGUGUACCUUCGCAUUCGACCAUUCACAUCAACUGAGAGUGAAAAUGGGGAAUCACAGGACUGCGUUUCCAUCGAGCCCCCGGACACGGUCCUCCUCAAGGCUCCAAGGACUUCGCUCUCAGCACGGCUCCGUGACAAAUCAGCUCAACGGUUUCAGUUCUCACAGGUCUUAGGGCCAGAAACCACUCAGAGGGAGAUGUUUGACGGCACAGUGAGAGGUCUCGUCAAGGAGGUUUUGGAAGGCGGAAAUUCUCUUGUUUUCACAUAUGGAGUGACAAAUGCGGGAAAGACAUUCACUUUUCUAGGUCCAGAGGCCAACGCAGGGAUCCUCCCCAGGUCUUUGAAUGUCAUCUUCAACAGCAUUGAGGGGCGCGUUUACAACCAGAUGACUAUCAAGCCGCAGCGAUGCAGAGAGUUCACCAGGCUCACUAAAGACCAACAGAGUGAAGAAGCAACUAGCAAGAGAAAUCUCUUCAGGCUCCUCAAGGAGAGUGAUAACCAGAAAAGCUUCACCAACAAGAAAAGCCUGGAAGGUUCAACACUAAGUGACAUUGAGGGGACUGUGACUGAAGACCGUUUCAGUCUGGUUGUUGAAGCACACACCAAGUUCUCCGUCUGGGUGUCCUUCUGUGAAAUCUACAACGAGAACAUUCACGACCUGCUGGAGCCCAUACCGAACGGAGCCCUGAAGAGAACCACACUGCGGCUGUCGCAGGAUGUCAAAGGCAACUCCUUUGUAAAAGAUCUGAAGUGGGUACAAGUGAACAAUGAGGAGGAGGCCUACAAGGUGAUGAAGCUCGGCAAGAAAAACCAGAGCUUCGCCAGCACAAAGCUCAACCUCCUCUCAAGCAGGAGCCACAGCAUAUUUUCUGUUCGUAUCCUGCGGAUGGAAGAUACUAGGAUUCCUCGUGUUAACUCUAUCAGCGAGCUGUCUUUGUGUGACCUGGCUGGUUCUGAGAGGUGCUCUAAAACUCAGAAUAAAGGGGAGCGUUUGAAAGAGGCUGGGAACAUCAACACUUCCCUGAUGACACUGGGCAAGUGCAUCAACACGUUACGGCAAAGCCAGCAAUCCAAGCUACCACAGCACGUCCCCUUCAGGGAGAGCAAGCUGACCCACUACCUACAGGGUUUCUUCUGUGGGCGGGGCAAGGCCUGCAUGAUAGUCAACGUCAACCAGUGUGCCUCCAUGUACGACGAGACGCUCAACGUGCUCAAGUUCUCCGCCGUGGCUCAGAAGGUGGUGGUGCUGACCACCAAGACCGUCCCCCACCUCGCCACCAAGCGGUCGGCCCGGGAACUGUCCAUGAUCAUCAACAACGCAGACAGGAAGAACCUGUUGGGUCAGAGGAGAAGGAGCUCCCUGGUUGGCUGGGAGACCAGUCUGGAGGACGUGCAGGAGGAUGAUGACACAGAAGAGGAGAGCAUGAUGGAGGAGACCUUGCAGGAGGUGGAAGAUGACGACGAGGUUCUCAUCAAUAAAGGCACUUAUGAGAGCAAGCUACUCCGGGAACAGCUCCAGAAAGAAAGGUCUGAAAACUUUGCUUUGGAAUCCCGCAUCCGUGACGAGGUCACCAAGGAGUUCUCCGAGUUCGUCUCUGAAAUGCAGACCGAUUACACGGAACGUCUGGCCAAAGAGAAGAAGAUUGUCGAGGAGAGAGCAGAGAGGCGUCUAGAGAUCCUGAAGAAUCUAGUGAACAGUAACACCAGUCAAGAGGAGUUGGCCAGAGUAGAGCGAGCCACAGAGGACAGCUCGUUGUUGGGAGGGAUAUUUGACUCCAUUUGCAGUGACCUGGCAGGCAUUAAGAAGGCGGCUGAGGAGGCCAAGACAUGUCUGGUGGUCACCCAUCCCCAAGCCGGUAGUGAAACCAUCUCCAACCAGGAGAAGAGAGCGGCUGAUCUCUCAGAGCUGCUGAGCCAAACCCAGGAGCGGCUCUCUGUCAAAACCAACGAACUGGAAAAUAACGGUAGACAAGUGCAGCAAUUGAAUGAACAGCUUGAAGAGGCUAGAAAGACUCUCAAGUCUCAGGAGCUGAAGUUCUCCCACCUCCUGGAGAUGUGUCACGGGAAGGAUGAGAUGAUCUCCAAGCUUCAGAACACCAUGGACCAACAGGUCCAAGCCACUAUCAAGGAUAAGACUACAUUUGACGGCAUCAAGGAUGAGAUCCUGCGACUGAAGAGCAGCUGCACUUGCUCCAGAGGGGAGAAGCCCAGCUCUCGCGCAGAGAGCCGCAAACGGCUGGUGGACCUCCAGGCCAACCUGGAUGAACAGCCCCCCAGCAAGAGAGGGUUCCUGGGGGAGAGGAGGAGAUGGACAGCUUGCGCAGGGAGCUGGAGGAGAAAAUCCUCAGAAGUGGUGAGGUCAGAGGUGACCGUAGAGACUUUGCAGCUUGACCUGGCGGAACCUGGAGAGGGCUACCGGAAAGUUCUGGCGCAGCUUGAAGAGCUGGGGAAUAAAAAGGUUGUGCAUGGAAGCACAUGUACAGGACCUGAAAGCUGAGCUGCACCCGCGAGGACGUCCUCUCUGUGCUGGAGGAGGCGAGGCUGCUAAAGGAAGAUGAGCUAGCUGGGAGCCUGCAGGGCAUGCGGACCAGGCUUCAGAGGACCGACAGGCCAUGCGUGACCAUGAGGUCAGAGAGAGAACCGCCCUGAUUGACUCCCUGACACAGGAAGUGACACGCCUGGGGGCAGGAAGUGGAGGCCUCUCAAGCUGCGUCGGGAGUACAAAGGGACCGUUGGCUUCUCCGAGACAAGAUGGCGGAACUGAGGAGAGAAUGCCCAGAGGCCCUAGAGGAGAGUGAGAAAAGGCUCCUACAGGAACUGCAAGGAGAGCUGGGAGAGAAACAGGCCCAACAGCAGAUCUCAGAACAGCAGCUGGAUGCGCUAAAAGAGAAACUGGCCCAACAGGAACUGACCUUGCAGCAGCUCAGGGCAGAAAUGGAGGAGGCUAAAGCCAUGGCCCACAUCGACAGCGAGAACUCUGUAGCUGAAGUCGUGACCUUGAGGGGAAAAAGUUGGCUGAUCUGGAGGAGAAGCAGUGCACCCGCCAGACGGAGAAAGGGAGGCGGCUGUAACCGUGUCCCAGUCGUAUAACAACGAGCUCAUGUCCCAAAUGGAGAGAGCGGCAGAGUUGGAGGAGACACUAUUCGAGAAGGAGGCGCAGGUGUCGGGCCUGCAGAGGAGCCUGAGGGAGGCGCAGGAGGAUGAGGAGACCGCUGCGGUGCAGGAGGCUCGUAGGAGGGAGGUAGAGAGGAGGAGGCAGCUGCUGGCCGUGGCUAGAGAGGCCAUCGCUCAGAAGGAUGCUAAGCUGGAGAAGAGGUCAUCACCAGAUUGAAGGAGACGGCUAAACUUGACUCAGACAAAGUGAAGGGUUAUAGCCAGGACCUUGAGAGAAAAGGUGAUGACAACUGUGAUCUCAAAGAGAAGCUGGCCGACUCAAAAAACAACAACAGAUACAGCAAGUUCAAAAGGAGAUCAUCUCCAUGCGAGAAGAGGAGAAAUCUCAAACUAAAACUGCAGGACUUGGACAAAGUGAAGAAACGGCAUCAGGCUGACUUGGAUAAUAAAGACAGGACCAUACGCCAAUAAAGACAGGACCAUACGCCAAUAAAGACAGGACCAUACGCCAAUAAAGACAGGACCAUACGCCAAUAAAGACAGGACCAUACGCCAAUAAAGACAGGACCAUACGCCAAUAAAGACAGGACCAUACGCCAAUAAAGACAGGACCAUACGCCAAUAAAGACAGGACCAUACGCCAAUAAAGACAGGACCAUACGUCAAUAAAGACAGGACCAUACGCCAAUAAAGACAGGACCAUACGCCAAUAAAGACAGGACCAUACGCCAACUGAAAACGCUACGUUGUUUACUCCUACUCUUGUUAUUUUACUUUAAAUGUGCCCUUGUUGUUGACCGGAGCUUGAUCCAGCUCUUUCUCUAUCCAGGAACAGUCUGCUGACGACAACUUCGAGCUCUAUCAGAACGCCUGCAAAGGUACAUAGCCCAUUAAUCCAUACUGUUCUACUCUGUAUGUCUGUCUGCCCUACAUAGGCUGUGUUCUUGCCUACUACUUAGUAAAACCACAUGCUGUGUA